AUGGCGAGCGGGAACAACAACAAAAUUAAUAACGUUAAAAGCGACGUGUUCCUGGUCAACUUUGACGAGGAAGAGUUGAUGCACUUGCAAGACUUGCUGAAAGAGAUGAAGGAGGAGUACGGUUUAGAGCGAGAUGUGAAUGCAGUCAUAGUGAACGAGAGCAACUGGUUUUUAACCGUCGACGGGGCGGAAACGAACGAAGCGACGUCGACGACGACGACGGUAAAACCGCCGUACCCAGAAAGUUGCAGGUGCGUGUUACUGAACGGAGACAACGCGAAACGCUUAAUGCCGGAGUUGAAAGAAGCGAUGAUUGAUAUGGGCUUUCAGCCGUCGAUUUUCGGUACGUUUACGGAGAAGAACAACGAUAAAUCGAUCGCGAACUGCGCGCGGCAAGUCAUCUCCGCGCACGAGAGAUAUUGGAAGUUGAGAGGGACGGAGGAUGAUUUGAUCGAUGGGAGCGAUGAUGAUUCGACGGAUGAUUUAAUAAGUACCUCUUGGCCGGAUGGGGAGGAUGGAAUAUCUAUAUUUAAUCCCGGAUCUGUCAGUAUCGCGAUGUCGUUAGCUUUGGACCGAGCCGAUGUCGGGUCGUCCACGAGUGUGGGAGGGAUCCGAAGCGACGCGUCGAAGAUUGUCGUUUUGGACAACGUGGUGUGUGAUCCUUUGAGGAGAGACCUGUUAAAGGAAAUGUGCGGCAAUCAAGAGACGAACGGUUUCGACGCUUGGAUUGACAGCGAACCUCCAGAGGGAUUAUGGUCAAGAGAUACGUACGAUACAUUGGAUACCGGUUCGCCGUCGACGUCGGGAUCUUCAUUAGAAAGCGCAGAGGCGAAAAAUACUUCCUCUUGGGGAUUAACGGAAGACCAGUUGGCAAAAGUUGCGCGCUCGUCUGCCGUGAAAACGCUUCGCGCGAGAAUUCAACGCUUAUACCCAGAGUACGAAGUGCUGCCGAUGUCAGCCGAUUCUCUCGAGCCGGAGGGUAUCCCCGGAUCUUGGGGUGGAUUACGAAUAAAAACAGCCGUGGGAAACGCAGCUGUGAACGGCGAGGAUUUUUCGUGGCAUUUAGACAUGGAUCCAAGCAGUGUAGAUCCGACCUCACCGUGGGCCGAACGGUUUGGGUUAUACGUCAACCGAGAACGGAAUAAACCGCUCUUCGUUUCUGCUUUGGUGUAUUUGAACCCAAAUGUCUGGCCAGCUUCUUACGACGCUGAAACCAUGUUUUUAGAUCCCGGUACCGGUACUGGCGUGUUUGUCCGCCCUCAGCCGGGUCGCCUCGUUCUCAUGGAUCAAGACGUCGUCCAUCGAGUCUCCGCGCCGUCCAAGGCCGCCGGUGUCCCGCGAUAUUCGCUCGUUCUAAAACUCGUUUUCCACCCGAAAGUCACGAUACCAACCAGCACUAACACCGACGCCGCCGGAAACGACAAAGACGACUUCAACGACCUCGACGGCAUCACCAGAAAAGAGUGGGGCGAACCCGUCCUCUUCGGCUCCGCCGCCGGAUUCGACCUCGACGCGGACGACUGCUCUUCUUCGGACGAAGACGAUUACGAAGACGAGUUUGGAGACGAUUGCGACCCGUACGAGGAGGACUGCGAAGGUAACGAGAACUUUUACAAAAGCGUGUAA
Messenger RNA from Bathycoccus prasinos, 1626 nucleotides. RefSeq lists its product with no specific name. The transcript has a single exon. Lineage: Eukaryota; Viridiplantae; Chlorophyta; Mamiellophyceae; Mamiellales; Bathycoccaceae. The record is from RefSeq and is a predicted model, not a curated record. The coding region runs from base 1 to 1626 and encodes 541 amino acids.